AUGUCGGCCACUUUGACGACAUUGCCUUCGGGCGUGAGCCCUCCUCUUACGACGGAUAACGAGUAUAACCAUAGUGGACUGGUUGUGGUCAUCACCGCGGUUAACUUGUGUCUGGUUUUGUUAUCGCUUGCAGCGCGCACUCUCAAUCCAUACCAUAGGAAUAGCCUGCAGCGAGAUAAUUACAUUUUUUAUACUUUCGUGCUUGCAGCGAUUUUCCAGAUUGUGAUCGUGUUUUGCCAGGUUCACUAUGGGUGGGGAACUCCGAUCGAGGAUAUGGAUACCACGAGCAAAGAGCACAUGUUGAAGAUAGUGUAUACUGGCGAUAUCUUCUCCAUUAUUGUGCUCGGUCUUUCAAAAAUCACAGCCUGCAUAUUCUAUGAGGGCCUGUUCUCCCAGAUUCAUCAUCGGAUUUCCUAUGUCAUGCUUCUGGUGAUGGUCGCGUGGACAGUAUUAUCCGUCUUACUGUUGGGGAUUAGGUGUUCAUCUAAUCCCUGGUCCGAAAUCAGUGCUGCUGAAUGCAGUGCAUUGGGUCCCCGCUGGGAAGCCAUUACAGCCCUCGAUAUUUCCACCGAGAUUGUACUUUUCGUGUAUGCGGCACUUGCAAUCCAUAAAGUCAAGAUCUCGACCGAGAAAAAGAUUGUCGUGUUUUGUUGUCUCGAGAGUCGGAUACUACUCGUCCCCAUCGCGGCAGUUCGUCUAUACUUCAUCCUAUCCCAAAUCUCCUCGGAAGAUCCAACUCUGCGUGGGUCCUACGCCACGGUCUCAACGGAGAUAUAUAUAGGGCUAAGUGCCGUCUGCCUCUUGACGGCCUUUCUCAAGUCCUUGGUUACAGUCUGGGAGGAUGAUACGGGGAUAAAAUUUGCGUAUCGCGCACCGCCGAAGUCUGACUCCCGGUCGAGAGCUGCUGCGUCUAGGAAUAUAUCGUCUCACAGGCUCUCUCGUAAUCUGAGGAUUGAGCGAGGAGUAGAGGGCUGGGAGCGAGAAGAAGACCCGAUCAUCGAAGCAUCUGAGGGUGUUCGAGGGUUGCAAAUUAUGAAGACUGUACAUUUAAGCGUGCGAGACGAAUCUAUAGAGCUAUCGGAGCAUGCGAGACCGACGGGUGUUUAA
Molecule: messenger RNA, 1107 nt
Organism: Penicillium paradoxum
Lineage: Eukaryota; Fungi; Ascomycota; Eurotiomycetes; Eurotiales; Aspergillaceae
Exons: 5
Coding region: 1-1107 (368 amino acids)
Source: RefSeq, a predicted model, not a curated record